This is a messenger RNA of Acomys russatus (golden spiny mouse), 333 nucleotides long. RefSeq names its product cytochrome b-c1 complex subunit 10. The record is from RefSeq and is a predicted model, not a curated record. The transcript is spliced from 2 exons. The coding region runs from base 118 to 288 and encodes 56 amino acids. Lineage: Eukaryota; Metazoa; Chordata; Mammalia; Rodentia; Muridae. Gene Ontology annotation, cellular component: mitochondrial inner membrane. Gene Ontology annotation, biological process: mitochondrial electron transport, ubiquinol to cytochrome c.
CCCGCUCCGCCCCCGGAAGAGGCUGCGUUUCCCUUGCGCAUGCGCCGUCGGUCUGCACAUGCGCGGUGCUCCAGGGUGGUGGAACAGGGUGACCCUGAAUUUUGAGACCCUGCGGCGAUGCUGACCAGGUUUCUAGGCCCGCGCUACCGGGAACUGGCCAAGAACUGGAUCCCCACAGCCAGCAUGUGGGGCACUGUGGGUGCCGUGGGGCUGGUGUGGGCCACGGACUGGCGCCUCAUCCUGGACUGGGUGCCCUACAUCAACGGCAAGUUUAAGAAUGAGAAUUAGGAGCCCCUUUCCUCAGCUGCAGGCCUCGCAGGUGAGUCUGCCUGU